Athalia rosae (coleseed sawfly) is the source of this 1066-nucleotide messenger RNA. It is a transcript of the gene bonsai, whose product is annotated as 28S ribosomal protein S15, mitochondrial. The coding region runs from base 153 to 965 and encodes 270 amino acids. The transcript is spliced from 4 exons. Gene Ontology annotation, cellular component: ribosome. The record is from RefSeq and is a predicted model, not a curated record. Gene Ontology annotation, biological process: translation. Gene Ontology annotation, molecular function: structural constituent of ribosome. Lineage: Eukaryota; Metazoa; Arthropoda; Insecta; Hymenoptera; Athaliidae.
UCAGUUGCUCAGUUGCCUGUGUACCAACGAGUACGGACUGAUUGCUUAAAAUUUUUUCAGUUAAAUUGGAGUCAUACACAACUUUUUGUGCUACCGGGAUGAAAUCGUACUGAUUCCAAAUCAUUCAGGUUGUAUCUUGGAGUUCUUCGAAAAUGAACGUGCUGACAAAUCACGUGAAAUCUGUAACUGCUGCCAUAGCUAACAUAGUGAGAUGGGAGGGUUAUGUUGUGAGAAACUAUGCGCUGAAAUCGGACUUGAAAAUAAAGUGGGUUCGACCCGAAAAAAUCCCAAGUUACAAAGCUGAAAAGAGCGGGGAUUUGGGAUUGAAUCUCAAUGUUAAACCAUCACAAUUAGCGAAUCACUUUGACGAAUCUAUUGAAUUGAAAGAUGCGGAUGACAUUGUGAAGAAGCUGGUCACACUAGAAUAUUUGCCACUGUGGGAAACAAAGGAAAAAAAACGAGUAGAGACUUUAUCUUUGGUGAAACGACAUGCCUAUGAUAAUUAUUCCAUGGAAGCAAAAAUUGCCCAGAUGACAACAACCAUCCAACAUUUGCAACAACGGAUGGAACUUCACCCUAGAGAUGUAAAAGUCAAGGUAUUUCUAAAGGAGCUAAUUGAUAAGAGGAAAAAGUUCCUUGGCUACCUUCGACGUUGGGACUAUAGAAGAUUUGAGUGGAUUCUUGAGAAGCUCAAUCUCAUCUAUAAGGCACAUCCUCCGCAAUAUCUUCCAGUGUCCAGAAAGGACUCGCUACGCAAGCUGACUGCAAAUCACUGUGAAAAUAUUGUACAAGGAAAGUUAGAUGCUUAUAAAGCAGAGUUGCAGGCACAGCAAAAAGAAUUUUUCAAAGAGAAGUGGCAAAAGCUUGUUUUUGUCAGAAAUGAAGAGUUAUCAUGUGGUGUGACACCGUCUGUUACCGAAGAAGACAUUGAACAGGCUAAAGUGAAGUAUGAAUCAUUUAAGUGAUGACAUUUAUUCAUUUAUAUCAUCGCUCAGUCUGCUGUAUAUACAUAUGUAUGAGGAACCAUGAUAAGAAAUAAUAAACUUGUGGUAUGCUUGAUUCCAAA